AUGACUUCUCAUCGUUCUUUCCAUAAUGGCAAUCAUCAUCAACGAGGUUAUAAUUUGCAUACACGCCCCAAUUAUCAGCCUUCUAGACAAUAUAAUCUUGAUGAUUAUGUUAAUCCAAACGUAUAUAAUGCAUCGUUUGCUCAAUAUGAGUACAGUGCUCGACAAUUUAGGAAUGGCAAUCAUCAACAACGAGGCUAUAAUUCGCGUAGAAUCCCCAAUUAUCAGACUUCUAGACAAUAUAAUCUCGAUGAUUAUGUUAAUCCAAACGCAUAUGAUGCAUCGUUUGCUCAAUACGAGUACAUUGCUCGACAAUUUAGGAAUGACAAUCAUCAACAACGAGGCUAUAUCGCAUGCCCCAAUUAUCAGCCUUCUACACAAUAUGAUCUCGAUGAUUACGUUAAUCCAAACGCAUAUGAUGCAUCGUUUGCUCAAUAUGAGUACACUGAUCGACAAUUUAGGAAUGGCUAUCAUCAACAACGUCAACAACAACGAGGCUAUAAUUCACGUAAUGCUCCAAGACGCCCCAAUUAUCAGCCUUCUAGACAGUAUGAUCUCAAUGAUUAUGUUAAUCCAAAUGCAUAUGAUGCAUCGUUUACUCAAUAUGAGUACAUUGAUCGACAAUUUAGGAAUAGCUAUCAUCAACAACGAAGCUAUAAUACGCGUAAUGCUCCAAGACGCCACAAUUAUCAGUCUUCUAGACAUUACGAUCUCGAUGAUUAUAUUAAUCCACACCCAAUUCAUGCUUUUCAACCUCCUCUGCCCUACUGUUAUUCAGUCUUAGAAUCACUUGGAAGAGAAAUUCGAGAUUUCGUUUUCGUCCUCGAUCAUGAGGAUGAUCAUGGUGAUGUACUGAAGUAUUUGAAAAUAAGAAUUCAUCAUGCUCCUGAAGUAGUAGCACCUGAUGUAGAAUCAGAUAUCUGUGCUAUAUGUCAAUCUGAAUAUGAAAACGAAGAGAAUAUAGGAGCGUUGCAAUGUGGACACGAGUAUCAUUCAGAUUGCAUCAAACAAUGGCUGAUGAGGAAGACAGAUUGUCCGAUGUGCAGAGCUUCAGUUUUGCCUUCACAAGAACAGAAACUAUAG
Molecule: messenger RNA, 1080 nt
Organism: Solanum verrucosum
Lineage: Eukaryota; Viridiplantae; Streptophyta; Magnoliopsida; Solanales; Solanaceae
Exons: 3
Coding region: 1-1080 (359 amino acids)
Cellular component (GO): nucleus
Molecular function (GO): ubiquitin protein ligase activity
Source: RefSeq, a predicted model, not a curated record